CGUUCUCUUAUCCUUCUCCUCCCCGUCGACAGAGCUCGGGCGAGGAAUUCUAAUCUCCGGCGAUGCCAAAUCCAACACCAUCCUCUACACCAACGGUCGCUCCGUCAUCAUUAGGUACCUCGACCAACCCUUCAAAGUCGAUGUCUACGGCGAGCACGGCUACCCUGUCACCGUCGCUCGCUACUCCCCCCACAAAGAUCUGGGGUGUCCGUAACAGCUUCGUCCUCCACAACGAGUUUUGCAUCCUCUCCGGCCGAAUCGACGAUCUGCAAUGAUCCCCUAAUCAACUGAGGAUCGUCAUCUCCGGCGACGACAAGGGAAAAUACUUCGUACGUGCUUUCGUGUGGGAUUCGAGUAGCACCGUGGGGGAAUUCGACGGAAAUUCGAAGCGAGUGUUGAGCUGUGCGUUCAAGCCGAUCGGUCGUUCCGGAUUGUUACUGCGGAGAGGAUUUCAUUGUGAAUUUCUGCGAAGGAUGAACAGAAGACGAUUUUGACAAGCAGCUACGAUGGCCACAUUAUCAAAUGGAUCCAGUGUAUUGGUUAUGCUGGUAAAUUGGAAAGGGGGUAAAUUCCCAGAUCAAGUGCUUGGCAGCUGCUAAAGAUCAGAUCAUGACAUCCGGAUUCGAUAACAAGAAUGCCAUACCUGGUGGACAUCGUGAACGACAGGAAAGCAGGACGAGUCCUCAAACUGGACUCCAUCGCCAACGGCAACGCCUGGCGCGGAAUGGACGUCCUCAUCUUCAACUCCUGGCACUGGUGGACUCACACCGGCAGAACUCAGCCAUGGGAUUACAUACAAGACGGCAACAAGCUGUACAAGGACAUGAACAGGCUAGUGGCGUACUACAAAGGGCUCACGACGUGGGCCAGAUGGGUGGAUCGCAACGUCGAUCCCCGGAGGACCAAAGUCUUCUUCCAGGACAUCUCCCCAACGCAUUACGACGGCAGGGAGUGGAACCAGCCGUCGCAGACGUGUUCAGGGCAGACCCAGCCCUUCUUUGGGGUAAGGUACACUGCAGGGAUGCCUCCCGCGUGGGCUGUCGUGAACAAGGUGUUCAGCAGGAUCAAGAUCAGGCCAGUGUACCUUAUGGACGUCACCGGUAUGUCGUUGUACAGGAAGGAUGCUCACCCUGGUUCCUAUAGCGGCCUCCACUCGGGCACCGAUUGUAGCCAUUGGUGCCUUCCUGGCCUCCCUGAUACCUGGAACCUACUCCUCUACUCAGCUUACAUCAGCUAGCUACGAACUCCGAUUCGGAAUUAGAGUCUUACACGACCAAAGGUG
This is a messenger RNA of Linum tenue, 1282 nucleotides long. Lineage: Eukaryota; Viridiplantae; Streptophyta; Magnoliopsida; Malpighiales; Linaceae. The record is from the annotation of a GenBank genome assembly.